Molecule: messenger RNA, 5560 nt
Organism: Phycodurus eques (leafy seadragon)
Lineage: Eukaryota; Metazoa; Chordata; Actinopteri; Syngnathiformes; Syngnathidae
Gene: gpr179
Product: G protein-coupled receptor 179
Exons: 11
Coding region: 22-5196 (1724 amino acids)
Biological process (GO): G protein-coupled receptor signaling pathway
Cellular component (GO): membrane
Molecular function (GO): G protein-coupled receptor activity
Source: RefSeq, a predicted model, not a curated record
UCUUCAGGAGCCGUGAGGAACAUGAGCGAAUUCUUCAACGCCAGCUCACCGGAACCUUCGGGUGCCUCCCCGGACCUGAUGGGAACUGCAGGCGGUGCUACUGGCACCUCAGAAACUCCGCAGGAGGACGACUGGUCGCCAGCAGAGACCUUCUUGUACUCGGGGGACUCGUCAGCCGUAGGGACGGCAAGCUGCUCUCGGGCUUACAGCCCGCCCGGGCAACCAGGGCCGCUUCCGGGUGGCAUGCGUUCCGCCCUCAGGCCGGCCCUGGAUGCGUUGGCCAACACGGCCAACUUUCUGAACAUGAUCUUCCAGGCCAGCGACCUGCGCGAGAGCUCGGUUCCAGAGGACAUGGAGUGGUACCACGCCCUGGUCCGAGCCCUGCUGGAGAUCGCCGGGCCAGUCCGCCGGGUGCUGCUCACCUUCGACUGCGACCCGACCAGCACCGCCCCCCAGCUAGUGCUGCGGGCGAGCCGCGGGCCCCCGAGCGGGACACCGACCAUCCUUCUACAGGACUUAUCCAAGGCCUGGGACCGCCUGCAUCCGCCCGCCCCGGCCCCGGAUGACAGCUGGUUCCGGCGCUUCAAGUUCCCGGCUUCUGCCCGGCCACCCGCCCUCACCAAGAGGGUCCUGCUCAACGACCUCAGCACCUUGGAGACGCCCAAGUGGAGCCAGGGCGACAGCUACGUGAGCAAUAGGAGCGCCGUCCAGUGGGCCGGCGCCCCCUACCUGGACUGCAAAGAUGGUCGAUUCGUGCCCAGGUGGAUGCUAACCUUGUCCACCGCCUUCUUUGGGCUCAAGCCAGACCUCACCCCUGAGUUCAGAGGUGUGAUCCGUGUGGACGUGGAGAUCCAGGACAUGGACGUGGACCAGUGCACCACCCAGGACGGAUGGUUUGCAGACACGCACCAGUGCAACCGCACCAGCAUGGAGUGUGUGCCAAUUCCUGGGCGAGGUUUCCGGCUGGGUCAGUACUGCUGCCGCUGCAAAGAAGGAUACUACAACACUGACACUGCCAAUCAGGACGCAGAUGGCGGCAGCGGUGGGUGUUAUCCGUCCAUGCCCAUGUGUCGGCCGUGCUGGCCGGGUUGUGGGCGGUGCCAGGAUGGCGCCCCCUGUUGGGUGCAGGAGGACGGGCCCCUGAGGGCCGCAAUCAUGGCCGCCCAGGGUACCUUCAUGGCCCUAGUCUUCAUCAGCAUGCUGGCAGCGUACCGACAUCGCAGGAGCAGGAGGAUUCGGGCGUCAGGUCUCCUGCUGCUAGAGGCCAUUUUGUUUGGCUCACUGCUCCUCUACUUCCCGGUAUUCAUUCUGUACUUCAAGCCCAGCACGUUCAGGUGUAUCCUGCUCCGCUGGGUCCGCAUGUUGGGUUUCUCCAUCGUCUACGGCAUACUUACUCUCAAAAUGUACAGGGUUCUGAAGGUGUUCCUGUCGCGCACGGCCCAGAGGGUUCCCUACAUGUCCAGCCUGCACCUGCUGAGGAUCCUGGGCAUCAUGCUGAUGACAGCAAGCUGGUUCUUGUGUGCCUGGACGGUGGGUGUCCUGCAGAACCGAGACAGGAACAUUCCUGUCAUAAUGACCACCACCACGGCCGAGGGCCAGGGCUUCAACCUCUGCUACCUGGAUCGGUGGGACUACAUGAUGGCCAUCGCCGAGCUUCUGUUCCUUUGCUGGGGAAGUUCACUGUGGACAGCUGUCCGGCCAGUGCCCUCGGCCUUCCAUGAGCCUCGCUACAUGGGCAUCGCCAUCCACAAUGAACUGCUUCUCUCCACCAUGUUCCACUUGUGCCGGUUUACAUUUCCUUCUCUGCAUCCCGAUUGGAUGCUGCUACUCUCCUUUGCACACACCCACGUGACCAUCACUGUGACACUCGCUCUGAUCUUCAUCCCAAAGUUCAUGUACAUGAGCAAACCUGGCAGAGAGGAAAUAGCUGCCGAGGUGUAUGAGGACGAGGUGGACCUGCGCCGUUCCUACCUCAACAGCAGCUUUCGCUCGGCCUGGAGCGAGCGCAGCGUGGACCCCGAUGACUUUCGGGACGAACUCAAGAGAUUAUACGCCCAGUUGGAAGUCAACAAAGCCAAGAAGAUGACCGCAAACAACCCUCACCUGUCAAAGAAGCGAAGUUCUCGAUGCGCCUUGGGUCGAUCCAUCAUCAAGCGCAUUGCCGAAAUGCCCCUGAGCCGGCAGUGCAGUCGCGAGGACCAAGACAGUUCCUUCCAGAGCGGGAAUCACUCCGGGUCUUUCAGGAGGACCCCAGAUAAUCUCAGCAUCAGAAGUUCCAUGAAAUCCCGAUCACCGUCUCUACGUAAAUCCCAAUGUGAUCAUUAUUACACCCGGGAAAGGGACUCUUCCUUGCGGGAUUCUUCCAGGCUGAGGGCCGACAAUGUGAAAAGAUCUUCCCAAAGAUCAGAGACGGAAUCUUUGGACAUGCACCCAGCAGUCUGUAAAUCAGUUAGCGCGCAAAAUCUGACAAUUGAUACCAAUCUCCUGCACCUCCCCGAUCACACCAGGCUUCAUAAGUCGUGGAGUCUGACAUCCACUCAUUCCAUGGAGAAAAUGUCCAAAGGUAAUGGAUCGAGCCUCUCCAUCAGCGAGCAGACCAGGAGUGCUCUACAGUCGGAGUCUUUUGACAAAGCUGAGGUUUGCCCUUGGGAGGUGGAGCCGGAACAAUCUGGUGAAAAGACCCAGAAGCGUGUCACAUACGCAAACUCUCAGGUCGACGAUCCGCAAAGUCCAUCCUCGCCGGUUGCUCUCGUAUGUCCCUGGGACCAUUUACCACCUAUGGAGAAUAACCUGUCACAAGACAAGGCGGAUGCCGAGUUCCCCCAACUGCCAGUCUCUGCAAGUGCACCGGGGUCUCCAAGACGCAAAGUCAACAAAGAUCAGAGAGUUUUUUCCUUCCGGAACACCACCACCAAGUGGCUCUCUGUCAAAUCCUUCCUGACAUCUGUGGAAGCAGUAAGCAAGUCAUGCAAAGAUGAAAUCUUAACUAGAGAAGGUUCCCAAAAAAGCCAAGAAAGUGGCUCCACGGCAUCCAGGUCAGGAACAUCCAGUCGACGUCCAAGCAUGGAGAAAAGAACACUGCAGAAGAGAAGCAUGACAACCGCGGAUGGAAAACCAUGCCUCGUAAAGCAGAACGCAAUCAGACUGUCCUCUGGGGAGUCAUCCGACAGGAGUCCCAGAAGAUUGGUUAUUGUCAAGUCUCUAAUCUAUCCCGGAGAUGCAGACGAUAUGACAAAAGAUGGCAUGUACGAAAGUGUAUACCUGUCCAGGCAGAGUAGUAAACGAAGCAGCAUUAGCUCCUGUAGCUCGAGGACACCGUCAACUCACAGAAGAGGAAGUAAACGAGUGGCAGCAGCAGUGUUGAAAACUGUUUCUCACACUGACGUUUGUCCAUUGGAAGGACUUGUGGAGGUGGCAAAGCAGCAGCAAAGCAUGAAAGCAGACGUCUGCCCAUGGGAAACUGAAACGUCUGAACAAACUGGCGUGUGUCCUUGGGAAUUUCAACAGCAAGAGACAGUGAGGAGACAGGACUGUGUUCGUACCAACACGUGCCCCUGGGAGUCCCAAGAUAUUCCGGAAAGUUCAUAUGCCAUCCCGGCAAAAACACAACUGUCUCUGAAGCAAUCCGCACACGUAUGUCCCUGGGAUGCAGCAGAAAAUCCUAUACCCAUCAUAAAACAAGAUAACGAGUAUGCCAACAUUUUCCCUUGUGAAGCAGAGGUUGAGGAUGAGAACCUAAAUCCCGUGAAGGCGAAGGGAUCCCUCAAGGUGCCCUCACGGCAGGAAGCAAUGAAAGCUGCAGUCUUCCCCAGUGCAUCAAAAGAAAAACUUGCUAAAUCUCCUGCCCUGCAUCUGGACAGGAGAAUGACCAAGAAAGAAGAAAGUUGUCCGUGGGACUUCCCAGACCCCCCAAAAAUGACAGAUGUUGGUCUUUUGGAAGAUGGGAAAGUAGAACCAACAGUCUCAUCUUUGCAGAUCACGAUCAAGGCAGAUAUCUGUCCCUGGGAUGCUGGACAACAUGACAAAUUGAAUGCCCCACAAAAAGGCAUCUUGGCCUUGGAUGCUCAAGUCAAGGUUCCCAACAGAGGAAAUAUUUGCCUUUGGGACACUGAAACAUCAGGAUCAGCAAAAGCAGAGCCCUCGGAAAUGUCCAAAAACAACAUCAGACAUGAUAGUGCCCGUGUAAACGUCUGUCCAUGGGAGAGCGAGGAUGCCACAACGGAGGCAUCACCAGGAGGAAAAGUAGAGACUUGGAAAGGUCAAGACAGGCAGGACAGUGCUCGAGGAGAUGUUUGUCCAUGGGAGACUAAAGAACCAAACGCUCUGAAAAAUCAGGAAUCUGCUCGAGAAAGUGUUUGUCCGUGGGAUACAGGAGAACCAAACUUUCUGAAAAACCAAGACAGUUCUAGAGAAAACAUUUGUCCAUGGGCGACAGAAGAACCAAACAUUCUAAAAAAGCGGAAUAGCUCUUGUCAAUUGGAGACAAGAGAACCAAACGUUCCGAAAAAGCAAGACAGCUCCAUUGAAAAUGUUUUCCCGUGGGACACAGAAAAUCCAAAGGUCUUGAAGAAACAGGACAGCUCUCGACAAAGUGUUUGUCCAUGGGAAACCGAAGAUACAAAGUCCACCAAGAGGCAAGCUAGCACAACAGGAGAGCUUUGUCCAUGUGAAAUUGAAGAACCUAAGGUUUUACAAAAGCAGGAGAGUUCUGGAACUGUAGCAGGAGAAGAAGCUAAAGUUCUCAAGAAGCAGAACAGCUCUCGGGCUAGUGUCUGCCCAUGGGAAACUGAGGACACCGCAGUGUUGGAAAAGCAAGAAAGCCUGCAUUCAGAUGUUUGUCCGUGGGAAACAGGAAUAAUGGGAGGUGUCAAAGACCAAGAUGGCCCAGGCACUCUGGGUUGUCCUGAUGAAAUCCAGGAUCCAGAAACGUCGACCAUCCCCAGCAGUGACAAAGACGACGUACAGGAAGACCACGGCACAAAGGCGGAGCAGUCGGACGGACCGAAAGCCAGCUUAGCGCUGGGUCGCCGUGAUGCCUUGUGUCCCUGGGAGAUGGGACGAAGUGGCUCGGGAUCCUUCACGGACAACAACUCUGAUGUUUUCACGUGGGAGCAAGAGAACAUCCCCGAGGAAGACGAGGAGGACGACGCGGAAUGCGCAGCAGAAGCACUCAUAUUCCCUCCAGACUUGAUCUGAACCCCCUUUCGACUCAACAGGAAGUAAGCGCACUUGAAACCUCUUUGGGGAAACAGUCUUGUUGAGACCCCAAAAAAACAUUUAAAUGAAAAAUUUUGAAACCAUUCAGAUGACCCGUUUGUACUGUCACACGCAAAAGUCCGCACCCUGACUAACACAAACAGAAUGUUGGUGAAGGCACUGUCCCCGUCUGCUGUGAAAUUACAAAAAAUGGCUGCCGUCACCAAGGGUUAUCUUAGCCCCCUUUCUUCCUGCCACCGUCCGUCCCCUCACGAUGAGCCUGACAUUCUGUACCACAGAACAGAUAAUGUCAGUCCAAAUGUCCUCUGUUGUGAUCUAAACUGUGUUAAGCAAUGCAACUGCA